Molecule: messenger RNA, 606 nt
Organism: Acanthosepion pharaonis
Lineage: Eukaryota; Metazoa; Mollusca; Cephalopoda; Sepiida; Sepiidae
Source: the annotation of a GenBank genome assembly
AUGUUUUGCCCAAAUUCAGUUUUCGCAUCUAUCUCAGCUUGUUCAUCUAUCUAUCUAUCUAUCUAUCUAUCUAUCUAUCUAUCUAUCUAUCUCACUUUGUUCAUCUAUCUCAAUUUGUUCAUAUCUAUCUAUCUAUCUAUCUAUCUAUCUAUCUAUCUAUCUAUCUAUCUCACUUUGUUCAUCUAUCUCAAUUUGUUCAUAUCUAUCUAUCUAUCUAUCUAUCUAUCUAUCUAUCUAUCUAUCUAUCUAUCUAUCUAUCUCAUUCAUUUGUUCAUCUAUCUCAAUUUGUCAUCUAUCUCAAUCUUCAUCUAUCUAUCUAUCUAUCAUAUCUAUCUAUCUAUCUAUCUAUCUAUCAAUUUGUUCAUAUCUAUCUAUCUAUCUAUCCUCAAUUGUCUCUCUCUCUCUCUUUAUCUCAUUCUUCUCUCUCUCUCUGCCUAUCUACCUAUCUAUUUCAGCUUGUUCAUAUCUAUCUAUCUAUCUAUCUAUCUAUCUAUCUAUCUAUCUAUCUAUCUAUUUAUCUAUCUAAUUCUUUUGUUCACAUGUUUCCAUGUCUCUAUCUCUUUUUAUUUUAAUCUAUCUAUCUAUCUAUCUAUCUAUCUUUUUUAA